CACCCUUUAGCAAAUAUACGGUGGUAGGAUUAUUCAGCAGAUGCUAAGAGCAGUUGAAAGACACAAGUAAAUAGAAGUCAUUUUUCAUUAAUAUCCAAAAAUGAGCAAGCAAGCUAUUCCGUUAGUUAGUCUCUCACAGAAUGACUAUCAGACACACCCUCCAGACGACACAGUUUCCCCUAGCAGUGAACACGUGGGUGAAAGUGAUGAGAACGUGGAACGAGGCAACUGGUCCUCGAAGACCGACUACCUGCUCUCAUUGAUCGGCUGUGCUGUGGGUCUGGGCAACGUCUGGAGAUUCCCUUACCUGGCGUACAGGAACGGAGGAGGAGCAUUUCUCAUUCCCUACACAGUCAUGCUGGCACUUAUUGCAAUGCCAAUGUUUUUCUUGGAAACUUCCUUCGGGCAGUUUGCCAGCCUUGGUCCUGUCGCAGUGUGGAAAGCUGUGCCAAUACUACAAGGUGUGGGAAUCACUAUGGUCCUUUUCAGUACAAUUAUUGAUAUUACCUACAACUGCAUCAUCGCCUACAGCCUGUUCUACCUGUUUGCCUCUUUCCAGUCCCCCCUGCCGUGGUCAGACUGCUUCAGCUGGUGGGGUGCAGAUGAAACCUGUAGUCGGACACCCAGAGAUCCGCUCUGCAACCUCACUCUGGACGGCGGAUAUUCUGAAGUCGUUAACACAACCUGGCUGCAGGCAAACAACAAAACCUGUCCCAAUGGAUCAGAAAUCUAUGUUCCUCACCAAGGCCCAAGUGAACAAUACUGGGAAAAGUUUGUUUUACGCCGCACAAGUUCAGUGGGCGAGACAGGGGAGAUAGUCUGGCACUUGGCCCUCUGUCUGCUUCUGGCCUGGCUGAUCGUUUGUGGAGCACUUUCUAAAGGAAUCAAAUCUUCAGGAAAGGUGGUUUAUUUCACAGCAACAUUUCCGUACGUGGUUCUGACUGCACUUCUGAUUCGAGGACUCACCCUGGAGGGAGCCUGGAAAGGGAUUGAAUUCUACAUUGGAAGCGAGUCGGACUUCUCAAAGUUGGCUGAUGCUGAGGUCUGGAAAGAUGCAGCAACACAAAUAUUUUAUUCACUUGCAAUUGGCUGGGGCAGUUUAAUAACCCUGUCGUCCUACAACAAAUUCAACAACAACUGUUACAGAGACACCAUGAUCGUCUGCAUCAUUAACUGUGCCACGAGUGUGUUUGCUGGAUUUGUCAUCUUCUCCAUCCUGGGACACAUGUCUCACGUACAGGACAAGCCUGUUUCAGAGGUCGCUAAGUCAGGUUUUGGUUUGGCUUUUAUCGUGUAUCCAGAGGCUUUAGCACAGUUGCCGUGGGCGCCUCUUUGGUCCAGCCUCUUUUUCUUCAUGCUGAUCACCCUGGGACUCAGCAGUCAGUGUGUUGCUGUCGAAGCAGUAAUAACAACCCUACUGGAUCAGUUCCCUGGCUUUCUGCGAUCAAGGCGUCUGUUUCUUACAGCUGCUGUUUGCCUGAUAUUUUAUUUGCUCAGCCUAACCUGCACAACACAGGCUGGAAUUUACUGGUUAAACUUAAUUGAUCAUUCCUGUGCUGGAUGGGGUAUUCUUGUCGCUGCCAAUCUGGAACUUAUCAGUGUGAGCUGGAUAUACGGAGUCAACAGAUUCAUCAAGGACAUUGAGAUGAUGAUUGGGGAGAGGAGUUGGCUCUUCUGGCUGUGGUGGAGAGUGUGCUGGCUAUACGUAUCUCCGUGCUUGAUGGCAGCAAUCGUAGUGUGGUCUCUGGUAACAUUCGCCCCACCAACAUAUGGGCUUGUUGAAUACCCUGUCUGGGCAACAGCUCUCGGCUGGUGUAUGAUCAUCUUCUGUAUUAUGUGGAUCCCCAUCGUUGCCAUUAAGAGAGUUGUCCAAACAGAGGGCUCCACUCUGUGGCAGAAAAUUUCUGCCACAUGCACAUCAGCUCCUGAUUGGGGCCCGUACUUGGAACAACACCGAGGGAACAGAUACAGGAAGGGGCCUGAAUCUGCAGACGUCCAUUUACAGUGUACAGCUCUGAGCAGUCCCUGAGAUACGAAAGUGGCAGGGAAGUUUCUGUUUAAUUUGUAAACAAUUCCCUGGCAGUUUGUAAUUUAUUCCCACUUUAGCAUCAGUGGGAGUAGUCCUGAACAAUCAGCAUCAGUGACUUGGGAGAAAUCCCUGUAUCAUAUUUUAUAUCUUACUUGCUUAUUGCUCGAUACCAGUUCAGAUUCAGUUUGGUUUAUUCUCAUACACACCACGGUGCCAUGGAAUUCUUUGUACACACAAAGCAUACAAUAUAGUAAAGGGAUUUGUUUGUCUGACCUGCCUGAAUCUUGCCUUCAGAUGGGGCCCAGUAACCCUAUUAAUUACAGCUCAGAUCAGGACCGCACACAAAGGAACUCUCAUACAACAGCGGAGAGUCUCUCGAACAAGGUAGUUUAAUCAGGCCUUGCCACAGGGGAAGCACGACUCGAACACACAUCACUGACACAAAAAACAUAACAAUCUGUAGUAUUCGUGUUAUGAUGGUUACAUAUACAUUUUACACUUUCAAACUAAUUCAUCAGCAACCCACCCUUCCUUACAGUAUUUGUUACUGGUUUACUAGGAGUUACCUCUAUCUGUUUGACAGCCUGGACUUUAUCUCAUAGAGUCAUAGAGUGAUACAGUGUGGAAACAGGCCCUUCGGCCCAACUUGCCCACACCGGCCAAUUUGUGCCAGCUACACUAAUCCCACCUGCCUGCGCAUCAUCCGUAUUCCUCCAAACCUGUGUUAUCCAUGUACCUAUCUAACUGUUUCUCAAAAAUGAUGGGAUAGUCCCAGCCUCAACUACCUUCUCUGGCAGCUUGUUCCAUACACCCACCACCCCCUCACCUUGAAGCUAUGUCCUCUGGUCCUCGAUUUCCCUAAUCUGGGCAAGAGAUUCUGCGCACCUACGUGUUUUAUUCUUCUCAUUGAGUUUCAGAUUAGGAAAGGGGAGGUGCAAUGAGACCUGGGUGUCCUUGUACAUCAGUCACUGAAAGUAAGCGUGCAGGUAUAGCAGGCAGUGAAGAAAGCAAAUG
Amblyraja radiata (thorny skate) is the source of this 3043-nucleotide messenger RNA. RefSeq names its product sodium- and chloride-dependent neutral and basic amino acid transporter B(0+)-like. The transcript has 14 exons. Lineage: Eukaryota; Metazoa; Chordata; Chondrichthyes; Rajiformes; Rajidae. Gene Ontology annotation, biological process: beta-alanine transport; sodium ion transmembrane transport; (R)-carnitine transmembrane transport. The record is from RefSeq and is a predicted model, not a curated record. The coding region runs from base 101 to 2029 and encodes 642 amino acids. Gene Ontology annotation, molecular function: branched-chain amino acid:sodium symporter activity; alanine transmembrane transporter activity; (R)-carnitine transmembrane transporter activity. Gene Ontology annotation, cellular component: plasma membrane.